AUGAACGCGGCGGUGGUGAGGCGCACGCAGGAGGCGCUGGGGAGGGUGAUCCGGAGGCCGCCGCUGACGGAGAAGCUGCUGAACAAGCCCCCGUUCCGCUACCUGCACGACAUCGUCAUGGAGGUGAUCCGGGUGACGGGCUUCAUGAAGGGGCUCUACACAGACGCCGAGAUGAAGUCGGAGAACGUGAAGGAGAAAGAUGCCAAGAUCAGCUUCCUUCAGAAGGCCAUCGACGUGGUGGCGCUGGUCUCAGGGGAGCCCCCAUCGGCCAAGCCCGCCCGCAUCGUGGCCGGGCACGAGCCGGAGAGGACCAACGAGCUGCUCCAGCUGAUCGGGAAAUGCUGCCUGAGCAAGCUCUCCAGUGACGACGCGGUGAGGAGGGUCUUGGCGGGAGAGAAGGGGGACCUGAAGGGAAGGUCCUCGCUGGCCCCCAAGUCCAAAGAAGCGGACAACAAGCACGCGAGGGAGGAGGAGCUGCGGGCGCGCAAGGACAAGGAGGACAGGAGGAGGGCCGGGCCCCACGAGCGCAGUGCCAGCCGGGACCCGGAGCAGAAGGAGGAGCCGACGGAGGACGGCAGAGCGACGGGGGAGCAGGCGCGGGAGGACGGGCGGGGCCGCCACGGAGCCGCCGACAGGGAGAAGCCCCCGGAGGGCGACCGCGACAAGAGCAGGAGCCGGGCCCGGGCCGAGAGGGAGCGAGGCGCCAGGGACCGCGACAAGGACGCGGAGCGCGAGCGGCGGGGCGAGGGCGGCAAGGAGAAGGGCCGCUGGAGAGACAGGGACCGGGACCGGCGGCGGGCCAGGAACGGGGAGCAGCCCCGGGACCCCGACAGGGAGAAGAGCAGAGAGCACGAGAAGGCGGAGAAAAAGUCAGCAAGCUCUGGGGAGAUGCCCAAAAAGCCCUCAGAGGGAGCUGUUAAGGAUUCCAAAGCCGAGGCCGAGAUGGAGAUCUCUGCUAGGACGUCCCGGUCAGUGGCGACCAAGCUGUCCAAGCGGCGGUCCAAGCACUCAGUGGAAGGAAGAAGGGGCUCUAGAGCCAGCGAGAAUAGUCUUUCCCCCGAGAAAGAACGUAACUCCUCCUACAGCAAGGUUAAGAAGGAGCGUCCCGUGAAGCCGCUGGGAAGAAAGGAGGAAAAUAUUUCAGCUAAAAUUUUAGACUCCGUAGCCUCUGGACUAAGUAAUGAACCAGAUCAGGAAGCGACACCUUCAGAAAUUGGAGCACAGGCCGCGGCUGCUAGCUCCGCUAGUGUCCCAGAGGAGAGCGCGAGUAGUGUGUGGCGAGAGCGCCUCAAGCCAGAGGCCACAGUGACACAGAAAGGAGACUCACCCAGCGACGCAGAAGGAGAAGCCGGCCCCCCCGCCCAGGAGAAGUCUGAGGCAUCAGAGAGGUCUGAGCCCCCGAACGAGCUGUCCCCCAGCAUCAGAAGACUCCCUCGGCCCGGGAGUGCGAGACCGGCCCCGCCCCGGGUCAAGCGACAGGAGAGCGUGGAGGCGCUGGCCGUGGACAGGGCGGGGAGCAGCAAGACUGUCUCCAACGUGAUUGUGGACUCGCGGGCCUCCGACGACGAGGACGACGGCCAGUUCGUGGUGGAGGCAGCCCCGCCGCUUGCCGAGGCGCCGGAGCUCGAGGUCCCGGCGGUGGAGCUGGAGGAAGAUGAGAAGCACGGAGGACUUGUCCAAAAAAUCCUGGAGACCAAGAAAGAUUACGAGAAGUCGCAGCAGCCACCCACUCCCGGCGGGAAGGAGAAGCUUCCCGUCUUCGAGUCGGCGUGGAAGAAGGAGAAGGACAUCGUUGCCAAGGAGAUCGAGAAGCUGCGCACAUCCAUCCAGACCCUGUGCAAGAGUGCGCUGCCCCUGGGCAAGAUCAUGGACUACAUCCAGGAGGACGUGGACGCCAUGCAGAACGAGCUGCAGCUGUGGCACGGCGAGAACAGGCAGCAUGCGGAGGCCCUGCGGCAGGAGCAGAGCAUCACGGACGGCGCGGUGGAGCCGCUGAGGGCGGAGCUGGCCGAGCUGGAGCAGCUCAUCCGCGAGCAGCAGGACAAGAUCUGCGCGGUCAAGGCCAGCGUCCUGCGCAACGAGGACAAGAUCCGCAGGAUGGUGUGCGGCGUGGGCCUGAGCGCCCGGCGGUGAGGGGCGCCUGGAGACAGGGCGGGG
Molecule: messenger RNA, 2157 nt
Organism: Talpa occidentalis (Iberian mole)
Lineage: Eukaryota; Metazoa; Chordata; Mammalia; Eulipotyphla; Talpidae
Gene: IFT54
Product: TRAF3 interacting protein 1
Exons: 18
Coding region: 1-2133 (710 amino acids)
Biological process (GO): cilium assembly; intraciliary transport; regulation of microtubule cytoskeleton organization
Cellular component (GO): centrosome; axoneme; intraciliary transport particle B
Molecular function (GO): microtubule binding
Source: RefSeq, a predicted model, not a curated record